This is a messenger RNA of Cladophialophora carrionii CBS 160.54, 1368 nucleotides long. RefSeq lists its product as uncharacterized. Gene Ontology annotation, molecular function: oxidoreductase activity, acting on the CH-CH group of donors. The transcript has 3 exons. The record is from RefSeq and is a predicted model, not a curated record. NCBI's taxonomy places the organism in Eukaryota, Fungi, Ascomycota, Eurotiomycetes, Chaetothyriales, Herpotrichiellaceae. The coding region runs from base 1 to 1368 and encodes 455 amino acids.
AUGGCGCAUCCGAUGUACCGCACGCUGUUUGGCCAGUCCGAUCUUGAAGUCAUGCCAAGUACCCUGCCUGGCAUACAAUUCUCCGUGAAGCGAGAUUAUGCUGGGUAUGCCGUUCACCUUGACAUUCGACCCUCGUCGGAUGCACUUCAUCCUAACAGUAAAGAUCUUCUGGUUCGAGCAGUCAAGGAUGGUCGCACCUUGGAUCUGGUCCCAACCCGGAUUCUGGAGGGAGAAUUUCCUGUGGAUGUUACCACAGACUUCGUUCAUUGGUACGAUGCCCAAGAGGACUGUGUUGAAUUCCGCCCGGUUGGGGAACCUUGGAACUCCUCUUUAGACAACUGGAGGUUGACCCGAGAGCCAGGUCAGGAUCGGUGGCGUCUGAUGAAGGGUGGUCGCUCCUUAGUUAGCCUCCACAGCAAGACUUCCAGGACGGUCGGUGCGCCGCCAAUUCGUCAAUUCGCCUCCCCAGCCCUGCAGGCCAAGGUCCUCCCUGAGAUCCUGUCGGGGCAGAAACGCAUCUCCCUCGCGAUCACGGAACCCAGUGCGGGUUCCGACGUCCGCAAUUUGACCACCACGGCCGAGAAAACCGCUGACGGGAAGCACUACAUCGUCAACGGCGAGAAGAAGUGGAUCACCAACGGCAUGUUCAGCGACUACUUCAGCACGGCUGUGCGGACGGGUGCACCCGGCUCGGGUGCCGCGGGGCUGAGUUUCCUCCUCAUCGACCGCCAUUUACCGGGCAUUCAGUGCCGCAAGAUUGAGAUCGGGGCCGGCAAGUUAAGCUCCACCACGUACAUUACGUUCGAAGACGUCAAAGUGCCGGCCGACAUGCUGAUUGGGGAAGAGGGCGGCGGGUUCAAGUUUAUCAUGUCCAACUUCAAUCACGAGAGGUUGUGGAUUACGUUCCAGGCCCUCCGCGGGGCGCGCAUCUGCCUGGAAGAUGCGUUCACGUGGGCGCAGAAGAGGGAUGUCUUUGGUGGGAAGCUGAUCGAGCAGCCUGUUGUGCGGCAUAAAUUGGGAUUGUGCGGGAAGAAGGUCGAGGCCCUGCAGGCGUGGGUCGAACAGAUCGUAUAUGAGCUGGACCAUCUCAGUGAGAAAGAGGGGAACAGGCUCCUAGGCGGGACGACGGCUUUGCUUAAAGUCGAGGCGGGCAUGGUAGCCAAGUACGUGGCGGAUGAAUGUGUGAAGAUCAUGGGCGGGCUCGGUCUUACGAAGAGCGGUCAGGGCGCGCGAAUCGAAGCCAUUUCACGCAGUGUGAUUGCAUUGAUCGUCCCCGGCGGUUCUGAAGAUGUCAUGAUUGACCUGGGGGUGCGAGAGGCUUUGAAGCUGAGCAAGCUUCGAUCCGGAGCCCGCGCGUCGCGACUCUGA